AUGGCGGCCAACAAGCAGGGUAAAAUGCAAAACCUGAUCAACUAUCGCAUGCGUGUGACGUUGAACGAUGGUCGACAGAUGACCGGCCAGAUGAUGGCAUUCGACAAGCAUAUGAACCUUGUUCUCGCCGAUACAGAAGAGUUUCGCCGUGUGAAGCGGAAAGCCACCAAACAGGCCCCCGGUGCCUCCACCGCCCCUCUUGUCGAAGCCGAGGAAAAGCGAACUCUUGGGUUGACUAUCGUUCGUGGCACAAAUGUUGUCUCGUGCUCGGUAGAUGGACCACCUCCUGCAGACCCUUCAGCACGUCUGGGGACUAGUCUGCCUGGCGUUCCGUCCGGCGCUGCUACACUUUCAGCCGGUCCUGGUAUCAGUAGGCCCGCCGGACGAGGCCUGCCUGUUGGACUUGGCGGCCCGGCUGCUGGUGUUGGGGGCCCUGCUCCCGCUGGCUUUGGAGGCUUCCCACCUGCACCUCCUGGAGGAUUCCCUGGAGGCCCGCCGCCUGGUUUUGGUGGACGUGGAGGACCCCUUGGAGGACCUGCUGGAUUUGCGCCCCCCGGAUUCCCUCAAGGUGGCCCUGGUGGACCUCCUGGAGAUUUCCAACCGCCUCCCGGAUUCCAACCUCCCGGUCAAGGCCGUGGAUACCCACCCCCUGGCUUCGGUGGACGAUGA
Messenger RNA from Talaromyces rugulosus, 669 nucleotides. RefSeq lists its product as uncharacterized. Gene Ontology annotation, molecular function: RNA binding. The transcript has 6 exons. The coding region runs from base 1 to 669 and encodes 222 amino acids. NCBI's taxonomy places the organism in Eukaryota, Fungi, Ascomycota, Eurotiomycetes, Eurotiales, Trichocomaceae. Gene Ontology annotation, cellular component: cytoplasm; U2-type prespliceosome; catalytic step 2 spliceosome. Gene Ontology annotation, biological process: mRNA splicing, via spliceosome. The record is from RefSeq and is a predicted model, not a curated record.